Gadus morhua (Atlantic cod) is the source of this 4246-nucleotide messenger RNA. It is a transcript of the gene rhbdl3, whose product is annotated as rhomboid, veinlet-like 3 (Drosophila). The coding region runs from base 1139 to 2365 and encodes 408 amino acids. Gene Ontology annotation, molecular function: serine-type endopeptidase activity; calcium ion binding. The transcript has 9 exons. The record is from RefSeq and is a predicted model, not a curated record. Gene Ontology annotation, cellular component: membrane. NCBI's taxonomy places the organism in Eukaryota, Metazoa, Chordata, Actinopteri, Gadiformes, Gadidae.
GGCAGGCAGCGGCAUCGCGCAGCGGUGGAACGCUGCCCGUGUACGACUCCCUAGAGCAGCACCAGCUCGGUGGAGUCAGCCAGAGUCUUCCCACAGCAGCUCGGAGUCAGCCCCGUGUGUUUUCCCAGAGGCUUCCCUCAGACGGCGAGGCAGCGAUACACCGGGCAUCCGACCCGCGCUGCACCGCCGGCAGACAGAGGACCUGGGAAGAAAAAAACACAACAAUCGCCAGGUAGCAUGACGCACCAGAAAUUGGCACUUGCUGGAGUUUCCGAGGGGCUCGCUCCAGACAGUGAGCGCGAGCAGCACACAGCCAAUAAAUAGCCUUGUUGCAACCACAUUCGCGUGCUAUUUUGCACAAUAAUAGGACCGGGGGGUUCUUUCAUCCGUCGUCUGGUCUAGUCUAGUGCCACUGCCUAUCUGCGCUGCGUGCAUUCGUAGUUGUCGGUGGCGUAGUUACUAGUUAGUUUAUGGUGACGUACAGGGGUUCACUCUCGCCGUGAUGUCAUUAUUUCUCUGGGGGAGGCUAUAAAAACUCGGGCUUUUCGCCGGCCGCCGCUCUACGUAUGUGAGACUCUUCUUUUGAAACGUGGGUUCCCGCACGCAACGCACGGCACGAGAUAUCGGUUGUGUGUGUUCCGAUAGCCGGGCAGGACUGGUCCAUUCCCAAGCACCGGCGACCUCCAUUGGCCUCGUCCGUGGGGAGGAACGCAGCGGGAAGCGGUGCCGUGACUGACACACAACACGAGCGGACUUCAUUCCCAAGGUGUACAACGUGACGGCUGCUCAGGGUCCGCAACUUGGGACGUAACUUUUCGCCUCGCCUGGUGAAAUUUUGUGGAGGAACUGCAAGCAGAGUUGACGGCGCAUGUCUAUAUGCUGUCACUCAGGGUAGUCUACUUUGACAUGGAUUCAUCUCGAUGAGAAUGGAAAUUAAGUAGGGGUCCUUUUUAAUUAGUAUGAAGCCAGUAUUUUGGGUGCUCCCACGGAUACUUCUAAGUCGCGUAGAAGAAGCCUGCACCAAGUACGUGAGUUAUCCUAAGGAAGUCUCGGUAUCAAUAAUGGGACAACGCGUGUUGAUGAUAUAGGAUUUUAUAGUCGUUGCUCCGCGAGAGUCAUUGGAAAGAACAGCGCGAGGAUGAGUGGCGGAGGCCGGGAGCUGCCGCCGGUCAACUGCUCCCCGGCGGUCGCAGCCAACGCUGAGGGGGACGCGAUCGAGGUGUUGGAGAGCGCCGACAUCCUUCCCGUCGCGCCAGAGGACCAAUGGAAGUCUCUGUUUGACAAGUAUGACCCGGAGAGCUCUGGUUUCAUCAGCACCGAGCGGUUCCGGGACCUUCUGGCGACUCAUGGGUCAGAGCUGGACCCCCACAAACUGGAGGUCCUGCUGGCGCUGGCUGAUAACAACGCAGACGGAAAGAUCUGCUACCAGGACUUUGUCAACCUGAUGAGUAACAAGCGCUCCAACAGCUUCCGCAGAGCCAUCCUCCAGGGGGGCCGGCAGCUGAAGGGCAGUGCCCUACGGGAGGAGGUGGGCCUGGGCCUGUCCCAGAGGCUGGUCCGCCACGUGGCCUACGAGACGCUUCCCCGCGAGGUGGACCGCAAGUGGUACUUCGACAGCUACACCUACUGCCCCCCGCCCUGGCUCAUCCUCUUCAUCACUGUGGCUGAGGUGGUGGUCUUCAUGUACUACGGCUUCCAGCUGGACCGCUGGGUCCUGCAGGUGUCCAGCCCGUCCUACCUGAAGGGCCCCCUUCCCUACCAUCCUCAGCUCCGCUCCCAGGCAUGGAGAUACCUCAGCUACGCCUUCAUGCACACUGGGAUCGAGCACCUGAGUCUGAACAUGGCCAUGCAGCUGCUAGUGGGGGUUCCUCUGGAGAUGGUCCACGGAGCGCUGAGGAUCACACUCAUCUACGUCUGUGGAGUACUGGCUGGCUCACUGGCGGUGUCGGUCACAGACAUGACAGCCCCGGUGGUCGGUUCCUCCGGAGGAGUGUAUGCGCUGGUCUCGGCCCACCUGGCCAACGUUGUCAUGAAUUGGUCGGGCAUGAAGUGCCAGUUCAAGUUGUUUCGGAUGGCCAUGGCCUUGGUUUGCAUGAGCGUUGAGUUUGGCCGGGCGGUCUGGCUGCGGUUCUACCCUCAGGCCUUCCCCCCCUGUCCCAACCCCAGCUUUGUGGCCCACCUCGGGGGGGUGGCGGUGGGGUUGACCAUGGGCGUGGUGAUCCUCCAGAACUACGAGCAGAGGCUCCAGGAGCAGUCCCUGUUCUGGAUCUUCUUCUGUGUGUACACCCUCUUCGUGCUCUGCGCCGUCUUCUGGAACGUCUUCGCCUACUCCCUGCUGGACGUGCGACUGCCACCGCACCCGUGAGGAGCCCCUGGUGCUUUGCUGCUACCCCUCCAGCAGGAGAUGCUGGGGUGAGAGGGCCUUGCUGGUGCUGUCCCCAGGGCUCUGCUCUGGGGACCCUUUUACACCUGAACCUGAAGCUUAAGCUCACCGGGGGUUCAUCAAGCCACCCUUCUUCUCAUCCAUCUUCAUUCCACAAGCCCUUGGUUCCUUCCUUUAUCCGUCCUCAUACUGUCCUUCUCCCCUCAUCUCUAUAAAUAUGUACACAGCAUUUGGUGGAUGCUUUUAUCCAAAGUGUCUUACAGCACCCGGUGUGCAUACAUUUUGAGCAUGGGUGACCCCAGUGGGAAUAGAACGCCGUAACCCUGUGUGUAAAUGCUCUACCAGUUGAGCUAGACAGGACCAUCUGACUGCUGUCUGUUUAUGUCAUGUUUUGUUAGCCAAUGGGGAGACUAGGGUAAAUGGUGUUGGGCCAAUUGCAGCCAAUACCACAAACUAAACAAGCACAGUGAAUCACACACGUUUCAGCCCUACGGUUCCACUCAACGGUGCCUACUCAUCCUAAAGUCAGCUAUAAUCCAUCUGUACAACCAGCUUUAACGUAGGCUUACAGCCGGGAUGGCCUGUUCUAUAAGCUGCCUUCAAACCAAACACUUUCUUCUGUGACAGUACCUUCAUUCUAUGUUGCAUGUAGUGACAUGGAAAUAACCGGCGUAAAAGGAAAUCGAUUUCAUUGGACCAUUUCAUUCUUCACUACAGAUUUGAAGUGAGCAAAACAUGUUGAGAUUGGUAAACCUCUUUUGCUGUGCAAGGGGGAAAAAAGGGAAAACAGAGGGUUUGAAAAUGUAAACCUCUACCAGUACUGUUAUGAUUAUAUUUGUGAGUGGAGAUUUAAAGUACUAGUCAGUGUUGUCAGCUGUGUGUUGUGCUUCCUCAAGAGAUAAGUCUCCAGCUUUCAGCAGUAUUUUAGCCUCUGUGCUUGUUUAACGUCUUACUGUGUUGAGUCAGGCCUUUGGAGCAUUAUGUACAACACUAAUGAAAUUAAAGUGCCAUUCAAACUCUUAGUGGUAAAAAAUAAAUGUUGCCAAAGUGUCUGCCACAAGCACUGGUACACAAAAGACCAGAGGGCACUCACCGAGUGCUUCACUUGUUAGCAAAGCUUAGCCUCUUUGGUUACUUGUUAGUUAAAAUAACUGAAAAAGUACAGCUAAUGCAACUAAAGUUUCAGACUUACAGUUGACAUUUGGUUGAUGGCCAAGAAUGCCAAAAAGGUCAAAUUAAUUUGAUUUAGCUAUCUCUGAAAAGACUAUAAGAAAAAACUAAUUACGAUUUUGGCUUAACAUCUUUCCCAAUUGGGAAAAUUAGUUUUAUUUUCAUAAAUGCUAAAGAGGAUAGCAUAAGACACAGUGUUCCAUUUCAGUUUGAAAAGUCAACAGAGGGAAAUGAUCACCAAGUAGCAAUAUGUCCUAUAGUAUAAUAAAAACACAAUCAACUGCUGAAUGAACCAGUGACGAAGUUCCAUUUACAAUGUAUUACGCUCCAAAUUAAUUAAGAUGGAUGCCAAUCCGGAGCUCUACAGACUCAUGUUGAACAGGUUAAGCUCUUGCACAGAAUUGAAUAUAAACUAAUGAUUAACUGAUAAGUAUUUUAAAAUACAAUUGCUAUUUUUAACCAGUUGAUAUUGAUGUUCUGGAAGGUGUUUGCAUUGUGAUAUUGUAGGUAUAUAAUGUGUGUAAACUAUAUUUAAAACAAAACUAAUUUGGUUAAAACUGAUCUGGGAUUGUAUAUAAUAAGGGCUAUGACAUAUAACUGAGUGAAUUGUUGACAAUAUUUUAGCAUUGUGCAUAUUUUGUAGAUUUGAUAUGUAAAUACUGGAGUCCAUUAAACAAUUUUAUUUAAUUACCA